Molecule: messenger RNA, 354 nt
Organism: Penicillium expansum
Lineage: Eukaryota; Fungi; Ascomycota; Eurotiomycetes; Eurotiales; Aspergillaceae
Exons: 1
Coding region: 1-354 (117 amino acids)
Source: RefSeq, a predicted model, not a curated record
AUGUCGACUCUCCCCUUCUCCAAACUGCUUCCCAUGAUACCUAUGCUCAGCAGUGAAGGCGACUUCCUGCUAUGGUCUCAAUCCCUCAAACGGGCCCUCAAUUCAACAAAUCCGAGAUACUGGGCAAACCGUGUUGAUGGCCCUCUUUCCGCCUUCCGAAAUACCGAGAGAUCUCCAAUUAACCACGAUAUUCUUGCACUUAUUGGUGCCAGAGUCGACAAAGAAUUGCAGUCACUCAUCGCCACCGCGGAAAACCCUCGUCUUGCGUUCGAACUUUUGAAGAAUCACUUCGCCGAUACCGAGCCGAGCAAGAGCCAGACUUCCCUAACUGUCGACCAACCUAAGGAGCAAUGA